This is a messenger RNA of Gastrolobium bilobum, 522 nucleotides long. Its product is annotated as protein DESIGUAL 2-like. The record is from RefSeq and is a predicted model, not a curated record. The coding region runs from base 1 to 522 and encodes 173 amino acids. The transcript has 3 exons. Lineage: Eukaryota; Viridiplantae; Streptophyta; Magnoliopsida; Fabales; Fabaceae.
AUGGCUAAAAACGUUGGCUUCCUUAUCUGCAUACUUGUCAUGAUCAUGGACAUUGUUGCGGGCAUACUUGGAAUUGAGGCAGAAAAAGCUCAAAACAAGGAGAAGCAUAUGAAGAUGUGGAUAUUUGAGUGUAGGUACCCAAGCUAUCAAGCUUUUAAGCUAGGAUUGGCAGCUACUAUUCUAUUGGCUCUCGCUCACUCAAUUGCUAACUUGCUUGGUGGGUGCAUUUGUGUGCGUUCCAAAAAACAAUACGAAGCAGCUACUGCUAACAGGCAAUUAGCAGUGGCUUUUCUCAUUUUCUCAUGGAUCGUAUUAGUAGUUGCAUUCUCCAUGCUCAUCAUAGGCACAUUAACCAACUCAAGGUCAAGAAAAUCUUGUGGUAUAUUAAACCAUCGCUUUCUAUUCAUAGGAGGCAUUCUGUGUUUCAUCCAUGGAUUGUUCACUGUUCCCUAUUACGUUUCUGCCACAGCCACUAGAAGGGAAGAGGGGAGGCAAGUUAUACAUGGGCCCGUCAUAAGCUGA